UCCAAUGCUCGCGCAGGGCGGUGUGAGUGUGGCGAGCUCGAAGGCAGUGUGUUAGCUCAGCCAGCGCGAGGUUAGCCGUUAGCUCAUAUCACAGCGAGCGAUCAUGGCAGCGGUGCGCAGCCUGCAGGUGUCUGUAAAGUCCGACAGUGCGUCCGAACGGUCUGAGUCAGACUCGGAAUCAGACUCAGAUCGAGAUGCCCGUGAAGCGGAGCCCAUGGAGGUGGAGGAGGGAGAGCUGGAGCUGGAGUCCAUUUCUGUUCGCCGAAGUUUAAAAGAGCUGUUGCCGGACACCAGUAGACGGUAUGAAAAUAAGGCUGGUACGUUUAUCACUGGAAUUGAUGUCACUUCUAAGGAGGCCAUUGAGAAAAAGGAGAAACGAGCAAGAAGAUUUCAUAUUCGAGCAGAGGAGAAUCUGCCGCAGAGAAAUGUCGUUCUGGACAGAGAGGUGGUGAAGGAAGCUAUCCCAAAUGUGCGUCUAGAAGCCUUACACAUGAGUGGUGUAGAUGACAUGAGUACUCAAGAUAUUUUUGGAUACUUUAAAGAGUACCCGCCUGCCCACAUUGAGUGGAUAGAUGACACUUCCUGCAACGUGGUGUGGCUAGAUGACAUCACUCCAGCCAGAGCUCUCAUUAACUUCAGUCGGAUGCCGGACAAAGAAGAGGACACAAACGCAGAAAGCUCAAAACCCUCUGAACUUCCAGUACAGCCACAGAAAGCCAGACGAAACCGUGCCUCUGAUGAGGAGGAAGAGGAGGAAGAAGGUGUGGUAGAUGAUGAUGAUGAUGACGAUGUUGGGAAAGCAGACAAGAACAAGAGCAGUGAUGGCAGUGAGGGUAAGGCUAGCGACAUUGAAGAGGAGACGGAGAAGAAGGUGCAGGAAACCACAGAGACAGAGCUGCUAUCUCAGACAGAGCGAGAAUCUCUUUUUCGGAACGAUUUUCGACCCACAAUCAAGCCCUUCAAAGGCAACAAGCUGUUCUUGCGCUUUGCCACCCAUGAUGACAAAAAGGAGUUAGGUGCAGCCAGGAGAAGUCGGUACUAUAUGAAAUAUGGAAAUCCAAAUUAUGGUGGCAUGAAAGGCAUUUUAAGUAAUUCUUGGAAACGGAGAUAUCACACACGGAGAAUCCAGCGUGACGUUCUGAAGACCAAAAAGUCUCUAAUUGGAGACAGCAUGGGACACACCCCACCCUACACUCAUCGACACUCUGCUGAUCUGGUGAACUUGCCAGAAGAGCCUAUAGAGGAAGAGGAAGAAGAGGAAGAUGGAGAAGAGGACAUGGAUGCUGAUGAUAGAGUGGUGGAGUACAGAGAUCGGGGAGACAAGGAACGGGGACCACAGCUCGCUGAAGGGGGUCUGCGCAGUCGCUUGGGAGACCCGUCACCUGGCUCUUCAGAUUCAGAUGAGAUGGACUAUGACCUGGAACUGAAGAUGAUCUCAACGCCUUCCCCUAAAAAGAGCAUGAAGAUGACAAUGUAUGCUGAUGAAGUGGAAACCAACCUUCGCAGUCUUCGAAACUCCAUACGAAGUGACACAAGUAGCAGUGUUAAGAGUCGCAUUGGCAGUGGUGGUAGUUGUGAUGGAGGAGGUGGCUCAUCCAAAGCUAUAUCAGACAAAGUGACCGAUGUGAGGCAGUUACUGGAGGAGAAGAGACAAGGACUCUCCCAACAGAGAUCACGCCCUCCAGUGGCGGCUUCUAGUGGCAAGACUGAUGUGAGACAAAGAUUAGGCAAGAGGCCACACUCUCCAGAAAGGCAGCGCUCCGUCUCUCCUGUCAUUUCUAGGAGCACAGUUUCUCGGAGAGAGCCUUUGACGGAUGUGCGCAGCAGACUUGGUGUGGCUAAACAUGAUAGCCGUUGCCUCUCCUCAGAGUCCUCAAAAGAUAAGAAAACAGGGGGCUUGUGGAGUCGCCUCGGCCCAUCUCACAAAGACGGUUGCGACAAUCACAAGGUUUCUUCACGAGCAUCAUCUUCAAGAGAGAUACGACGACGCGAUAAUGUGGAAUCUGAUGGAGUUGACGAAGAAGCUGAUGAAGAGGACGACUCUCAGCUGCAGAAGGUGUGGGGAGCGAUGAUCAAAAAAAAGGAGCAGCAGUCCACCAAGAUGAAAAAAAGCAGACUGGACAACCUGCCCUCACUGCAGAUCGAGAUCAGUCGAGAUAGCAGCAAUGGCUCGGACAGUGACUCCUGAGUGACUCCUACUGUAGGUAGAAAAUGUGUAGGAAAUGGAGAAAUUAUGGCAUAUAAAAUAAAGUGGAGGGGAGUUGGAUAACAUCUCUGAUAGACUUUGCAAAGAAACUGUGAAAUCUAAUUAGUUAACCUUACUUAAAAAGCAUGUAAACCGAUUGCCUUAAAAAUCGAAGUAAAAUGUACUUAUUUGGCUCAAGUAAAGUGAACUAGGAAUAGUCUUCAUCCAAAUAAGUAUAUUUACAUAAUUUUUUUAAGGCAAUUGGUUUCCUCACUUUUUUAAGUAAAGUCCACUUAUUACAUUUAACAGUGAUGUAUACUUAAACAUUCCCACACUCCCAUCUCUUGCCUCUCUACAGACUUUGCUGGUGUUCUCCUUAAAUCUCUAUCCAAGAAAUGUAUCGACUAUGAGAGAGUUGUUUAAAAAAAAAAAAAAAAAAAAAGGAUGGCGAGUUUUUUUUUUCUUCGUCAUUUCAAAGAAAGGGCAUUAAUGAAAAAGCCCUUGUGUGUUUGUAUUCAAAAGAAAAUGUUAAGAUUGGUUGUUGUAUUUAACAUGUAUUGAGGGCCCGUUUUAAUUGUAUGGUGAUGCAUCAGAUUGAUAAAAACAAAAAAAACAGCCCCAUGAGAUGAUGUAGUGGCUGGAAGAGCAAGCGAUGUAAAAGGGUGUCUAUUGUUAGCAAUACCGUUUUUUUUUUUAAGCUUGUCAGUGUCAAUGAUAAAUUAAUGGGUUGUUGACUUUGUGUUUCACUGGUGCAAGCCAUAAUAAUGCAUGGACUGGACCUGGAUGGAUCAGUGCUUUAAUUUACUCAGCCCUGUGAGAUGGGUGCAUACUGUAGCCAAGCUAAUGAUAUUUUUUUUCUCACAGGAAAUUCCAUAAAUAUAUGUGAUCAGUGCAACAAGAUUUCAUUAGGA
Molecule: messenger RNA, 3096 nt
Organism: Xyrauchen texanus (razorback sucker)
Lineage: Eukaryota; Metazoa; Chordata; Actinopteri; Cypriniformes; Catostomidae
Product: nuclear cap-binding protein subunit 3-like
Exons: 13
Coding region: 104-2188 (694 amino acids)
Cellular component (GO): cytosol; nucleus
Molecular function (GO): RNA 7-methylguanosine cap binding; mRNA binding
Source: RefSeq, a predicted model, not a curated record